AUGAAAAAGGUUCCAUAUGCCUCGGCAGUUGGAAGUCUCAUGUAUGCUAUGUUGUGUACACGACCUGAUAUAUGCUUUGCCGUAGGCAUGGUGGCUAGGUAUCAGUCGAACCCUGGCCAAGGACAUUGGACUGCAGUAAAGAAUAUACUCAAGUACCUGAAGAGGACUAAAGAGUAUGUUCUAGUUUACAAGGCAUCUGAUCUAUGUCCGAUGGGGUACACGGAUUCAGAUUUUCAAUCUGAUCGUGAUUCGAGGAAGUCUACUUCUGGUUAUGUGUUCACCUUGGGAGGUGGAGCCGUUAUAUGGAAGAGUGCAAAGCAGAAAUGCAUUGCGGACUCGACCAUGGAAGCCGAGUAUGUAGCUGCUUCUGAAGCUGCAAAAGAGGCUGUAUGGCUCAAGAACUUCCUAAAGGAGUUGGGUGUGAUUCAGAGUUUGCCCAAGAGCAUCACGGUAUAUUGUGAUAACUCUGGAGCUGUUGCAAACUCAAAGGAACCACGAUCCCAUAAGGCAAGCAAACACAUUGAGAGGAAGUAUCAUAUCAUUCGGGAGAUUGUACAGAGAGGUGACAUACAAGUAGUCAAGAUUGCAACAGAAAACAACCUUGCUGAUCCUUUCACGAAAGCCCUCUCGGGUGGGACGUUCGAUCGUCAUAUGGAAGGGAUAGGUGUUAGAUGCAUUAAAGACUCAGACCUGCUUUCUCUAUAA
Molecule: messenger RNA, 705 nt
Organism: Salvia hispanica
Lineage: Eukaryota; Viridiplantae; Streptophyta; Magnoliopsida; Lamiales; Lamiaceae
Source: RefSeq, a predicted model, not a curated record